GCGACCUCAAGGAAUAAAUCUGAGGGAGCCAAAGUUUUGUUUUGUUUUGUUUUGUUUUUUACUGGAGACCAUGGGAGACUGUUGAACUGAGGAUACAUGGGACACCGGCACAAGCAUUGGAUUUUGUCCUGCAACAUCUGAAAGCUACCACCCAGACACCUGAAGUGCUCUUUCUCCCAGAAGCAGGCUGCGAGCCAAGGGGAAGGCAGAGGACAGAAAUGAAUGUGUUCCCAGGCUUUCCUGGUGGUUUAUGGAAUUCUCCAAACUCCUAUACAAGGGUCAUUCCUGACGGAGAAGACCAAAGGAGACCAUCUCUGAAAUCAAGUCCAGAUGAAGAACUAAGAGGAAAAAAGUGAAUAUGGUUUUUGCUCACAAAAUGGAUGAAAGCAAGCCGCCUUUGGUCAUCCCCACGCUCCUGGUGCCACUCCAAAACCACAGCUGCACCGAAACAGCCACGCCUCUGCCCAGCCGUGACCUGACGGGCUUACGUGGGGAGCACGGCUGGAAGAGCAACAGAACGGACCUGCGGUAUGGACUGAGACCCGGGGAAGUGGCUACGGCCAGCAUUUUUUUCGGGGCCCUGUGGCUCUUCUCUGUAUUUGGCAACUCCCUGGUUUGUCUGGUCAUCCACAGGAGUAGGAGGACGCAGUCCACCACCAACUACUUUGUGGUCUCCAUGGCGUGUGCUGAUCUUCUCGUCAGUGUCGCCAGCACGCCUUUCGUCCUGCUUCAGUUCGCCACGGGAAGGUGGACACUUGGCAGCGUGAUGUGCAAGUUUGUGCGGUAUUUUCAGUAUCUCACACCGGGCGUCCAGAUCUACGUCCUCCUCUCCAUCUGCAUAGACCGGUUCUACACCAUUGUCUAUCCCCUGAGCUUCAAGGUGUCCAGAGAAAAAGCCAAGAAAAUGAUCGCCACGUCGUGGGUCUUCAAUGCAGCUUUUGUGACCCCUGUGUUCUUUUUCUAUGGCCCCAAUUGGGACAAUCAUUGCAACUACUUCCUCCCUGCCUCUUGGGAAGGAACUGCCUAUACUGUCAUCCAUUUCUUGGUGAGCUUUGUGAUUCCUUCUGUCCUCAUCAUCUUAUUUUACCAGAAGGUCGUGAAGUAUAUCUGGAGAAUAGGCACCGAUGGUCGGACAGUACGGAGGACGAUGAACAUUGUCCCGAGGACAAAAGUGAAAACUAUCAAGAUGUUCCUCAUUUUAAAUCUAUUGUUCCUGCUCUCCUGCUUUUCCAGAGGAGCUUAUCCCCAAAGCUGGUCCUGGUCCAGUAGCUCCAACACAUCUUGGUUGUUGCUUCACAGUGAGUUUGAGAAGGGGGCAGCAAGACUGGAAGGGAAAAGGGCAAGGCUGUGCCUACCUUAUCUGGCAAAUGACUCUGCUCCCACAUAUUUGGUGGCGUCCCCCCUGGGUAAUGUUGUCCUUCCUGAGCAAGGAACUCUGGCCCAAGGAAUCGGCGCCAGGCAUCUUGAGUAA
Suricata suricatta (meerkat) is the source of this 1471-nucleotide messenger RNA. It is a transcript of the gene GPR19, whose product is annotated as G protein-coupled receptor 19. Bases 359 to 1471 code for a protein of 370 amino acids. The transcript is spliced from 5 exons. Gene Ontology annotation, cellular component: plasma membrane. The record is from RefSeq and is a predicted model, not a curated record. Lineage: Eukaryota; Metazoa; Chordata; Mammalia; Carnivora; Herpestidae. Gene Ontology annotation, biological process: G protein-coupled receptor signaling pathway. Gene Ontology annotation, molecular function: G protein-coupled receptor activity.